AUGAGUUUGUCUUCAAGAAGAGUAGCAUUGUCUGCAGUUAUGCCAAUUACUCUGCAAAAAUGGGUAAUUAAAGUGUAUAGCGAAGACGAUACUAGCAGAGCCUUGGAAGUACCAAGUGAUAUAACAGCCAGGGAUGUAUGUCAGCUGUUGAUAUUGAAGAACCACUAUAUUGAUGACCACAGCUGGACUCUGUUUGAACAACUUACCCACACAGGUUUAGGAAGAGCUAUAGAGGACCAUGAAUUAGUGAUCGAAGUCCAGUCAAAUUGGGUAAUGGAAGAGGAAAACAAACUGUAUUUUAGAAAAAAUUACGCCAAGUAUGAGUUUUUUAAAAAUCCACUGAGCUUUUUUCCAGAUCAUAUGAUUUCUUUUCCAAGUGAGACCAGUGCAGCUGUAAGCCACUCUGGGAUAUUACAGAUGUUCCUAAGCUCCAGCACUUAUCCUGAGAUUCAUGGUUAUUUGCAUGCAAAGGAACAGGGAAAAAAAUCUUGGAAAAAAAUGUAUUUUCUUUUGAGAAGAUCUGGCCUUUAUUUUUCCACUAAAGGUACAUCUAAGGAGCCAAGGCAUCUGCAGUUUUUCUGUGAAUUCAGCAAUAGUGAUAUGUACAUGUCUUUGACAGGCAAAAAGAUUUCUGGAGCACCAACAAACUAUGGAUUCUGCUUUAAGCCUAACAAAUCAGGAGGAACCAGAGACCUGAAACAGCUCUGUGCAGAUGAUGAACAAAGUAGGACCUGUUGGAUGACAGCAAUUAGGUUGCUUAAGUAUGGGAUGCAGCUGUAUCAGAAUUACAUGCAACCAUAUCAAGGUAGAAGUGGCUGCAGCCCUUUGAAUGUAACACCUAUGAGAGGCAUUUCAGAAAAUUCUUUAGUAGCAAUGGAUUUCUCAGGACACAGAAGCAGAAUUAUAGAAAAUCCAACAGAAGCCCUUUCAGUUGCAGUUGAAGAAGGAUUAGCAUGGCGGAGGAGAGGGUGCCUACGACUCAACUCACAUGGUAGUCCUAUUGCCAUGUCUAACAUGGCUAUACACAGAUCUCAGUCAUGGUUUCAUCAUAAAAUCUCCAGAGAAGAGGCUCAGAGACUUAUUUUGCAGCAUGGACUUGUAGAUGGGGUAUUCCUGGUACGUGAUAGCCAAAGUAACCCCAAAACAUUUGUAUUGUCACUGAGUCAUGGACUAAAAAUAAAGCAUUUUCAAAUUGUACCAUUGGAAGAUGAUGGGAAGCUAUUCUAUACCCUUGAUGAUGGUCAUACCAGAUUUACUGAUCUCAUCCAGUUAGUGGAAUUCUACCAACUUAAUAAAGGAGUGCUGCCUUGCAAGUUAAAACACUAUUGCGCACGAAUUGCUCUUUAA
Molecule: messenger RNA, 1347 nt
Organism: Egretta garzetta (little egret)
Lineage: Eukaryota; Metazoa; Chordata; Aves; Pelecaniformes; Ardeidae
Gene: GRB14
Product: growth factor receptor bound protein 14
Exons: 13
Coding region: 1-1347 (448 amino acids)
Biological process (GO): insulin receptor signaling pathway; negative regulation of insulin receptor signaling pathway
Cellular component (GO): plasma membrane; cytoplasm
Source: RefSeq, a predicted model, not a curated record